AGGAUCCUUCAAGUCAAAAGCCUGGCAGAAAGAAAACAGUAUCAUUCAGUAGCAUGCCAUCAGAGAAGAAAAUAAGCAGUGCCAGUGACUGUAUUAGCUUCAUGCAAGGGGGUUGUGAACUGAAGAAGGUCCGCCCAAAUUCCCGCAUCUAUAGUCGUUUCUUCACACUUGAUACUGAUUUGCAGGCUUUACGCUGGGAGCCAUCUAAAAAAGACCCCGAAAAGGCUAAGUUGGAUAUCUGUGCCAUCAAAGAAAUACGGCUUGGCAAGAACACAGAAACAUUCAGGAAUAAUGGGCUAGCUGACCAAAUUUGUGAGGACAGUGCUUUUUCAAUAAUCCAUGGAGAGAACUAUGAAUCAUUGGAUUUAGUGGCUAAUUCGGCUGAUGUGGCCAACAUUUGGGUUUCAGGUCUCAGAUAUUUGGUCUCUCACAGUAAGCAGCCACUGGACUUGGUAGAAGGUGGCCAGAACACCCCAAGGUUUACAUGGCUAAAGUCUGUCUUUGAGGCUGCUGAUGUUGAUGGAAAUGGAAUUAUGUUAGAAGAUACAGCAGUUGAGCUGAUUAAACAACUGUCCCCUGCUAUCAAGGAAGCAAAAGUUAGAUUAAAGUUUAAGGAAAUCCAAAAGAGCAAAGAAAAGCUUACCACCAGAGUGACCAAAGAAGAAUUCUGUGAAGCUUUUAGUGAGCUUUGCACAAGGCCAGAAGUGUAUUUUUUACUGGUUCAGAUUUCAAAAAACAAAGAAUAUUUAGAUGCAAAUGAUUUGUUGUUGUUUUUAGAAUCUGAACAAGGUAUGACUCAGGUGACUGAACAAAUGUGUUUGGAUAUCAUACAGAAGUAUGAACUUACUCAGGAAGGUCGAGUAAAGGGGUUCCUCACCAUUGAUGGAUUUACUAAGUAUCUGCUAUCCCCAGAAUGUGAUAUAUUUGAUCCUCUCCACAAAAAGGUUAACCAGGACAUGACACAACCACUAUCACACUACUAUAUCAACUCCUCACACAAUACAUACUUAAUUGAGGACCAAUUUAGAGGUCCAGCAGAUAUAAAUGGCUAUGUGAGAGCUCUAAAAAUGUCAUGUAGAAGCAUUGAACUGGAUGUCAGUGAUGGACCAGACAAUGAGCCCAUCAUCUGCAAUCGCAACAGUAUGACUUCACCACUAGCCUUUCGUAAUGUCAUAGAGGUUGUAAAACAAAUAUGCCUUCAUCUCCUCUGAGUACCCGCUUAUUCUUUGCAUUGGAAACCACUGCUCAGUACAGCAGCAAAAGGUCAUGGUGCAACAUAUGAAGAAGAUCUUUGGAAGCAAACUGUACACUGAAAUGCCUAUGCCAGCAGAGUCCUAUCUUCCAUCUCCUGAAAAGUUAAAGAAGAAAAUUAUUGUAAAAGGCAAAAAGUUGCCUUCAGAUUUUGACCUCUUAGAAGGAGAAGUGACAGAUGAAGAUGAGGAAGCUGAAAUGUCUCGGAGAAUGUCAGAGGACUACUUUGGUGAACAGAGACUGAUCAAGCUUUGUAGAGAGCUGUCUGACUUAGUAUCUAUUUGCAAAUCAGUGCAAUACAAAGAUUUUGAUGUCUCUAUGAAAAGCCAAAGCUAUGGAGAAAUUUGCUCAUUUAGUGAGAGUCAGGCUAGUAGAAUUGCUAAUGAGUAUCCUGAAGACUUUGUAAAUUACAAUAAAAAGUUUUUAUCUAGGGUGUAUCCAAGUCCAAUGCGGAUCGAUUCAAGUAAUAUGAAUCCACAGGAUUUUUGGAACUGCGGUUGUCAGAUUGUUGCUAUGAACUAUCAGACCCCAGGCCCAAUGAUGGAUCUCAAUAUUGGCUGGUUUCUUCAAAAUGGUGGAUGUGGGUAUGUCCUUCGACCAUCUAUUAUGCGAGAUGAAGUAUCUUAUUUCAGUGCAAACACCAAAGGCGUUGUGCCUGGUGUAUCCCCUCAGGUUCUCCACAUCAAAGUCAUCAGUGGACAAAACUUUCCAAAGCCAAAAGGUGCAUGUGCAAAAGGUGAUGUGAUUGACCCAUAUGUAUGCAUUGAAAUUCAUGGCAUUCCAGCAGACUGUGCUGAACAAAGGACUAAAACCAUGCAGCAAAAUGGGGACAACCCAAUUUUUGAUGAGAGUUUUGAAUUCCAGAUAAACCUUCCGGAGUUGGCAAUGGUGCGCUUCAUGGUUCUUGAUGAUGACUACAUUGGAGAUGAAUUUAUUGGUCAGUACACUGUAUCCAUUGAGUGCUUACAGCCAGGAUACAGACAUGUGCCCCUGCGAUCAUUUGUUGGAGACACAAUGGAACAUGCUAAACUGUUUGUUCAUAUUGCAAUUACCAACAGGGGAGGAGGAGGAAAAGCUCAAAAGCGUGGUUUGUCUGCCAGGAUAGGGAAGAAAGCCAGGGAGUACACAAUGCUGAGGAACACUGGUCUUAAAACUGUAGAUGACAUCUUCAAACUUGCUGUUCAUCCACUGCGGGAGGCCACUGAUGUCAAGGAAAACAUGCAGAAUGCAUUGGUUUCCUUAAAGGAACUCUGUGGCCUUCCCACCAGCUCUACCCUCAAGCAGUGCAUGCUUUCCCUAGUAUCACGUCUAGUGAAUAGUGACAACACACCUACAGUAAACCUCACCAUGAAAGAUACGUACCCCAGUUUGGAGCCUAUAGGAACGAUGCCUGAAGUUCAGAAGAAACUGCUCAAUGCCUAUGAAAUGGUUUGUAGAGAUCAUGUAUGAUUUAUCUUUUAUUAUUAAUUUAAAG
Staurois parvus is the source of this 2725-nucleotide messenger RNA. The record is from the annotation of a GenBank genome assembly. NCBI's taxonomy places the organism in Eukaryota, Metazoa, Chordata, Amphibia, Anura, Ranidae.